Messenger RNA from Oryzias latipes (Japanese medaka), 4150 nucleotides. Its product is annotated as cyclin-I. The record is from RefSeq and is a predicted model, not a curated record. Gene Ontology annotation, molecular function: RNA polymerase I core promoter sequence-specific DNA binding. Gene Ontology annotation, cellular component: fibrillar center. NCBI's taxonomy places the organism in Eukaryota, Metazoa, Chordata, Actinopteri, Beloniformes, Adrianichthyidae. Gene Ontology annotation, biological process: transcription by RNA polymerase I.
UUGUUUUGUUAUUGAGUUGGACUUCCGGUUACAGUCGGAGCUUGAACACGUGUUGAUCGAGGUUCUUGAAGAGCUGCGUUUGUCCGUGGUGUCUUUGGACGCCGCCGUGUUUUCACCUCGGUCUGGACGUGCGUUCGUGGGAUCGAGUGGAUUCCUGUCACGCGGCGGUCGCGCCGACGCAGCUUUCCUUUUGUCCGACUAACAGGCGCGCGCCGCGGAGCUAACAGCGUAGCCGAGCCGUUAGACAUGUGCGGACGUGUUCCCGGGAAUCACCCGCCGUGACACAAAUCCGGACGCCUGGAAGUUACUUCAGCAGAUCAAAAGGGAUCGAAUGGAUCAUCGGUUCCCUCUGAAACUUUUCCCUUCGUUUUACAACCACGGACCCCCGAAUUCGAGGCAGAAGCCCUGCGCGGGCGGAUGGGGCAGUUACGAGCGCGUCAUUCCUCAGGAAGGGGCGGGUCCUGGCUCCAGCUGGUCCUUUACCUCCAGACACCAGGUCAGCGGGGAGACGUGGCUCCACGCCGAGCCUGUGCCCGUCCCGCUCCUGUCUCCCAGAAGCGCUUUUCUCCCAUCUGUGACGCCUCCAGAGCCGGCAGACUUCACUGAACACAUGCAGAACUUCUUCACUGAUCACUCCCAUGAUGCCUUUGGCUGCAUGAGCAACCUUCUGGGAGAAAGCUUCGACUUUGCAGAGACGAAGAGGAAAAGGAGACAACCGUGGGAAUCGGCCGACAUGUCAAAGACGAAGCACUUCCUGGACCUGCUGAAGUCCGGCGUAUGUCAGCGGUCGUAUCAGAACCGGACGGUCACUCGGUACUGCAGCCUGCUGUCGGACGUCGUGCACGACAUCCCUCCACAGCUGCUGGGCUCCCUGCUGCACGAGGAGCUGGCGGGCCAGAGGGACGGCGUGCUGUUCUCUGAGGCAGCCAUCGGCGGCGCUCUGGCCUUCGUCCCAUUCUCCCAGAGCCACGGCUGCCUGCUGUACCCCGGAGGCCGUGGACUGGACCGCCUCAACUUCCACGGAGUGGCGCUGCAGUUCCAGCCUGGGAGCUCAGUCUGUGUGGACGCCGGCAGCAGGAAGCCCCUGAGCUUCCAGCUCAAAGCCCCCAUCAGACAGAUCAGCUGCACGUCCCUCUUCAGCGACUGUUGCGUGGGCGUGCGCUCGGAUCACCUCUGUGGAGUCUGGAGGUUCAGCGAAUGGAGCGAGCCACGGUUGCUGCAGGUGAUCAACACCCGCGAGGUCUCCACCUGCGUUAAUGUCAGCCCCCAUGUUUUAGGUGAAGUUCUGGUCGCAGGUGAGAGUGGAGCUGCUGAGCUGUGGACUGUCGGCAAAGGCUUCCAGAAGGUCCGAGUGGAGGACAGCAACUUGUACUUCAAUGCCAAGUCGCCAUGGAGAUGGUGCGAGUUCUCGGCUCACCCAAGAGUGAUGCUGUACGCCGACAGGACGGGGGCGGAGCUCACGGAUAUGAGGGUCACGCCGUCCUCGGGCAGCACGCUGUUCCGGAUCAGCAGCACCUCCGAGUGCCGCAGAGGAGAGCGGCUCAUCCUGUCCAGAUAUCUGGGAGACGGUCACCCGUUCCACCACCUCGUCACCACGCAGUACUCGGCCUACAUCCUGGACGAGCGGUUCCCCUGCGUUCCCAUGCUCAAGUGGGAUCACAUGAUGGCGUCUCCCCCCGUCUUCUGUCACGUCGCUGCCAGCUCCGACUCCGCGCAAGGAGCCGCCGCCAGAACUGCUAAAGUCCUGCUGGGCUCCCACAGUUCCCAGGAGAUGGUUCUGCUUCAGUACUCGGGAGGCCGAGCACAGGCCAGUGUGAGCCGAGGUCCCCCCCAGGCUCUCCUCAGACCCAGAGACAGUCUGAAGCACCUCCCGGUCCAGAUCCCUCACCGGCUCCAAACCGCAACCGGCAGACUGUCUGCGCCUGCCGCAGGACUGACAUGCAUCCUCCACAGAGCAGGAGGAGGAGGACGUGAGGAGCACAUGUGUGUCCUGCAGCUGACAGAAGCCGGAGACGUUUUCUGUCAGACGCUGGAGCUCCUGGACUGCAGCCCGUCAGGAGCUGCGGCAGCAGAGAGCUCGCCACCGAGGACACGGACGGCAGCUCGGCAACCAGCAACGCCGCUCGACUCAGACUCGUGGAGCCAUGGGGAUGCAAUCGGGCCAACUCAGGCCACGCCCUCCGCCGUCCCAGAAACUCCAGAAGGAAAACGAGGCUCAAGGAAACAGUCGUCUGAUUCCUCCUCUGAGGGCUCGGAGUACGAGAGCAGGAGGAGAAAGCUGAGGCGGAUGCAGCUGGAGGUUUUCAUGAAUGACGAGCCAGAAACGACUGAAGAGAGAGCAGCAGGCGGAGCUGAAGGUGAUGAAGAACACUGCGAUGAAGACUGCGAUCAGACCAGCAGCUGCACUCAGCAGCAGACCUCACCAAAACUCAGCAGCAGAACUUUAAUGACAUGGAAACUCUGGCUCCAGAAACUGAUGCGAAGAAGUUGUGAAGAGAAGCCCCGCCCCCGCUGGCCAGAGCAUUUAAUAACCAAAACCAAAGUUCUGCACCUGCCAAGGUCUGGUUCUGGAGAAACAUCAGAGAAGGAGCAAGUGGCGUGUCUGCAGCAGAAACUGCAGGCCUGCAUGCACGGACGCUCGCUGCUGCUUCACAGCGCCGUCGCCGAAGACCUCAGGGUGGCGUCCGUGCCAGAGCUGGUGAACACGGACGUUUGGACGGAUCCGCUCAGCCAACGACUGACCCUGUCCUGGCAGGGCGAGAGUGCAUGGAAGGCGUGGUGGGACGAAGAGCUGGGGUUGAACCGCGAUGCCAAGAUGCAGAGUCUGAGGAGGAAGAGGAGAAGGCAGAAGGAAGCGAGGAGAGCGGCGGGGCAUCAGUGGGAGCUGAGCCACAGCUUCACCUCCUCCUGCAGCAGUCAGUCACAGCUGGAGGACUUGUCAGACUCCGCCGGCUGCUCUUCCACAUUGAGUCAGAGGCAGUGGUCUGACACCGAAGGUCCUGGGGUUCCGUCCCAGCUGGCUAAACGGAUCCAGCAUGAGAACCAAGGAGGUUCAAGCCCCUCCCUCUGUGACGCUGACGCUCCAGUUCCCGCCCCCGCCACCACACCUCAGAGACCCAAAGAUGCACAAAGCGGUGCGCAGAUCCCCGACCCGUCCCAAACCCCCUCCCUGUCCCAGAUGAAAGGCUCUGAGGUCACACCAGCCAAUCAGAGGAGGACCAGGCGACCCACGGAGGACUACCUGAGCGCUCUGUUUCCAACACAGGAUCACUCAUUUCACAAUGACGAGGCUGACACGCCCCCCGGACUCGACACCCCCUCUUCAUCUCAGCUUCGCGGCUCUCGGUCAGUCCCUCUGAGAAGCGUCAGGCCGGCUCCGUCCACAAGUCCCUUCUCCUCCGUGACCCCCUCCCAGCUCUUCUCGGGUUCACAGAGGGGGCUGAGGCCGUCACAGGCGUCCCAACCCAAGAAGAAAAGGCCCCAGAUGGGAUUUUGAUCGUCCUCCCAGCUCAGAGCGGACCCUCUGGAGGACUUCUGUGUGGGUUUCCAGUGUUAUUCUGAAGGCUGGAUGGGAUCAAGGAGCACAACGAGACUCUGUGGAUUACCGUGAAGAGGGCAGCCGAGGAUGAGGAGGAAGACGCUCUGCAGACCGUGGUAGGACUGACAAACUGAUUGAGGUGCUUCAGUGGGUUUCUAUGAUGUCAUCAAACAAACAGACUUUCUGAUUCAACCUCUUCCUCAGGGAGAGUCUACCUGUUGGUUUCAGUUUGCUCUCACUGCUCAGAAAAGGUUCUGCUUGUUUUUGUGCGUGCGUGUGUGUGGAUGUGUGUGUGUAUGUGUGUGUCUGCGUGCAUAACACCAGUUACUAGUAGUCAAGAAGGCUUUAGCCGAUACUCAUUUGGAGUAAGAGUGAACACACUUUAGAAUAAUACAAACACCAACUUAUGAAUAUCUCAUGGAAGUGCAGGGAGUAACAGGUUCAGCAGCAGCUUUAUGUUUGUUUUUUUAAUGUUAAACCCUUUCCUGCAAGUUUUCAUAGUAAAUAAAGUAACUUCAACAUAAAUUAGAAGAUUUCUCUGUGUUAAAGGUGAAACAAAAGCAAAAAGUGCAGGCAGUUCCUCGGGACGGAAGAAUGUCUUUUAAGGUCAAA